AAUUUCACGUUAUUGCCAGUCGUUACCAGAGUUGAGACAAUGAUGCAGAUUGUCGGAGCAAUUUUCGGAAUUUUCUUUCUGGGACAAUCCCUAGCUAAUUCCGUCCGCUAUGAUAACUAUCGCGUCUAUAGUGUUAAUGUGGAAAAUAUUGACCAUUUCCACCAAUUAAAAUCAAUUGAAAGUCAGUACGAUUUUUGGCGAAGUGGAAAUGUUGGGCAACACUCUGAUAUUAUGGUGGCACCACAAAAAGUUGACGAAUUUGAAAAGUUUAUUGCAAAUCUAAACAGUUCAAUUAAGGUCGACAAUGUUCAAAGGCUCAUUGAUUCGGAGAACGACGCUAUGAAGCUGGGCCGUCAGCAGGAGGGCUUUGGUUGGACAUCGUAUCAUACACAUAGCGAAAUAUAUACUUGGAUUGAUUCAUUGUUGCUGCAAUAUCCGACAAUAUUGACAGGUCUCUUUGUGGGAUCAACAUUUGAGGGAAGGCAGAUAAGAGCAGUUCGGUUAUCAAGAAAAACGGGCAAUCCUACAAUUUUUGUGGAGUCUAAUAUACAUGCACGCGAAUGGAUAACAUCUGCAACAGCUACCUGGCUAUUAAAUGAACUAUUAACUUCUACAGACCCGGUUGUUCAGGUUCUAUCAAGCGAGUACGAUUGGAUUAUCGUACCUAUUGUUAAUGUAGAUGGAUAUGUCUACACCCAAACCAACCGAAUGUGGAGAAAAACUCGCCAACCUCAUUCGUUGUUCUGCUACGGAGCCGACCCGAAUAGGAAUUUCGGUUCUAAUUGGCUUUACAACGACCAGGGCGCUUCAAAAAAUCCGUGCUCAACAUCAUAUGCUGGACCUGCCCCAUUCUCGGAACCGGAAACAAAGGCCUUAUCCGAAUUUUAUUUAAAUUAUGCUUCAUCAGUGAAAAUGUAUCUAGAUUUGCAUGCUUAUGGCCAAUAUAUUUUAUUACCUUAUGGACACACAUUUGUGCAAGCUGAAACUUACCACGACAUGAUGAACAUUGGAUUAAAGGGACAAGCAGCGAUGGCGACACGAUAUGGAGCAGAUUACAUACUUGGUAGUGUUUACAACGUUAUGUAUAUAGCAACUGGAAGUAGUAUGGAUUGGGCGUAUGAUGUUGGCAAGGUACCACUUGCCUUUGGGUUUGAGCUUCGAGAUGCCCGAAAUGGAGGAUAUGGUUUCAUAUUGCCACCUGAUCAGAUUUUACCCAACUGUGAGGAAUUUAUGGACGGUCUUAAAGCUAUGAUUGCGGAAGCCGUUGUGUUGGGCUACUUUUAAUGUUGACUUUUUGUAAAUACUUAAGUGUAUGAUGUUUUGAAAUUAAUAUUAAAAUACGGAGAAUGCAGGGUU
This is a messenger RNA of Bradysia coprophila, 1356 nucleotides long. Its product is annotated as zinc carboxypeptidase-like. Gene Ontology annotation, molecular function: zinc ion binding; metallocarboxypeptidase activity. Lineage: Eukaryota; Metazoa; Arthropoda; Insecta; Diptera; Sciaridae. Gene Ontology annotation, biological process: proteolysis. The record is from RefSeq and is a predicted model, not a curated record.